UUAUGAUGUACUUGAAGAAAAGCCCAAGAUCUUAUACCUCAGAUUGCCUAUUGUUGACCGUCCUAGAAGUUCGGCUCAAGGCAAAGCAUUCUAUGAGGUGAAUCGUAGUGUGUGCGCCACGAUAGAGCUGAGCAAAAAGGGCUCUGUUCUCAAAUUCACUGAUGUUAUCCGCUCUGAUGGGGAGCCGUUUGGGCCACUUGUGAAAGGUUCUAGUUUCACCAUUCACUCCUAUACUUUGUCCUCCUUAGAUGGGUCAUGGGAUAAGCAUGUGGCCAUCACAUCUGAAGAGCUGUGGGCUUUAAACAGACGUAUAGGUCUGCCGCGUGAUAUCCUGAUGUUCCCUCUUGUGAGCAUGCUGAAUUCCAACAUCGCAUACUUUUUGGUCUCAGAGUCUGCCGAAGAAGAAAACAGCAAGGUUUCUCUGGUCACAAUUCAAUUAAGUACCAAGGAAGUGCUGGCAGUUGAUCCAUAUAUUUCAAGAGAAGAAGGCAGCCCCAGUGGCCCAGAUGCUGACAUGCUUGAGGAAAAGUCUCAUCUCCUAAGGAGUUUCAUUUCCUCCAGGUUCCCCACGUACUUAACACAGGAACCGUCUGACAUGUUGAGGUCAUUGAGUGUGACUGGACAACCGACUGAAAUCGUGCCGAGGGAGAAGGUUCAUAGACCAAGGGCCAAGUGAAGUGUGCAGUAGAGAGCGUCGCAAGGUCAGGUUUUCCUUUCUGUAUGGAUGAGAUGCAAUCCCUGAGAAAUUUGAGCUUCUUGAUCUGAUCCCGUCUUGUUCUAUCCAUCAAAGGUUGUGUCUCAGGUCCUGGAGGACUUAGUGAACAAUUGGGCCUGUUUGCAUCUUGCUGCGUGUUCAUUCUGGAAUCUGUGUUACUUUUAGUGGGAAUUGCUAGAAUCCCUGAGUUUGUAGGCCGCUUAAAUUCAUGUGGUGCAGCUCGAUCAAGAAUGAGAGCGAGGAAAGUUGCACUGUCCGUGGAUGAGUAGCGCAUCCUGACGCAGUCAUCUUUGAGCCAAGAGAUAUGCUCGAAUUUGUUUGUUAGGUCUGAAUCUGACGGU
Molecule: messenger RNA, 1056 nt
Organism: Triticum dicoccoides
Lineage: Eukaryota; Viridiplantae; Streptophyta; Magnoliopsida; Poales; Poaceae
Exons: 2
Coding region: 335-676 (113 amino acids)
Source: RefSeq, a predicted model, not a curated record